Pelmatolapia mariae (spotted tilapia) is the source of this 878-nucleotide messenger RNA. RefSeq names its product HLA class II histocompatibility antigen, DR alpha chain-like. Gene Ontology annotation, biological process: antigen processing and presentation; immune response. Gene Ontology annotation, cellular component: membrane; MHC class II protein complex. The record is from RefSeq and is a predicted model, not a curated record. Bases 155 to 877 code for a protein of 240 amino acids. Lineage: Eukaryota; Metazoa; Chordata; Actinopteri; Cichliformes; Cichlidae. The transcript is spliced from 4 exons.
UUCGGCUGCUGUCUGCCUGGACACUGAUGUCAUCAGGAGCUGUGAGCUCUGUGAUUGGCUGCUCUGUGUUAGAGCUCAGCUGCACUUUCAGAGACUUCACUCACUGUGAGGUUCACACACACACUCAUACAGUUUGACUGUCAGAGAGCUGCUGAUGAAGAUGAAGGAGCUGCUCCUCUUCCUCUCCUGUGUCAUCUGUGUCUCUGCUGACCCUCUGCGCAGUGACGUUCAUAUCACUGGCUGUUCAGACUCUGAUGGAGAGGACAUGUAUGGACUGGAUGGUGAAGAGAUUGCCUACACAGACUUCAACAAACAGGAGGAAAUCUACUCUCUGCCUCCUUUUGUUGAGCCUUUCACUUACCAGGAUGGAGUUUAUGAACAAGCUGUGACUGUUCAACAGAGCUGCAGAGAGAGCAUACAGAAAGUUGGUAAAUUCAUGAAGGACUAUCCUCCAGAACAGGAUGUUCCUUCAGCUGUGAUGAUCUACACCAGAGAUGACGUGGAGUUUGGAGUCCAGAACACUCUGAUCUGUCAUGUGACUGGUUUCUAUCCUGCUCCUGUCAACAUCUCCUGGACCAAGAACGGACAGAAGGUCAUUGAAAGAUCCACCAUCAAUGUUCCCUAUCCCAACAAAGAUGGUUCCUUCAAACAGACAUCCAGACUUCAGUUCACCCCAUGGCUGGGAGAUGUGUACAGCUGUGCAGUGCAACAUCUGAGCCUGACAAAACCACUGACCAAGUACUAUGAAGUGGAUUCAUCUGCUCCCUCUGAUCCAGGUGUUGGACCCUCUGUGUUCUGUGGAGUGGGUCUGACUCUCGGUCUGCUCGGUGUGGCUGUUGGAACCUUUUUCCUGGUCAAAGGAAACGAGUGCAGCUGAU